CCGACUGUCCCGCGGCUAUGGCCGCUGUUCUGCGGGCCACCUGAAGCCGUUCGUGUCGGUAACUGCGUGCCCUUCGUCCCUUUGCGUUUCCCUCUCUGGCACAGGUGCCCAGGAUGGGCCGGCGGGCUCGCCCGGACCUCUUCUCUGGUGAGGGCCUCAGCAGGAAGAACUCCUCUUCUGCGUCCACGGGAGAGGAUGAAGACCCUGAGGAAAAGGUUGACCAUGAACCACCACCUAAACCCCCACGCCGGCAAGGAGGCUGGGCAGUUGAUCCUGUGCUGGCAUCUACCAAGUCAGGAAAAAAGCAUGCAGAAGAAGUAGAAGAUCAUCGUCUCAGGCAGCAGAGCCAGGAGGUAUCAAGUGAGGGAGGAGAUAUUCCUGUGAUUCCUGACUUGGAGGAAGUCCAGGAGGAAGAUCUGGCCAUGCAGGUGGCAGCCCCACCCAGUGUGCAGGUGAACCGAGUGUUGACCUACCAUGACUUGGACAAAGAUCUUAUGAAGUAUGCUGCCUUUCAGACUCUGGAUGGAGAGGUUGACCUGAAGCUUCUCACCAAAGUCCUGGCUCCAGAACAUGAACUACGGGAGGAUGAUGUCUGCUGGGAUUGGGACCAUCUCUUCACAGAGGUAUCCUCAGAACUAGUAACUGAGUGGGACGUGGGACAGUCUGAGAGAGAAGACCACCUCAGUGUACCCUAGAGCACUGAUACACCAGAUAUCUUCUCAUAUACACAUUCCCUGUAAAUAAUUUAGCACUUUAGUUUUCUAUUCACUUGUUUGUAUUUGAGAAUAUAUUUCAGACAUGGAAAUAAAUAGAGCUUGCUCUGUAGGAAAACUGGCUCAGGAGAAGUUUUGGAUAUUUUAUAGUAAUACUCUUAAUUCUCAAAAGAUAUUAAGAAUUACAAACACAAUAAAUUAUUUACUUGUGAAAAGUCACUGUUACCUUACUGUACCACCUUUACAGAUAACUGCAAUGGGUAGUCUUUCUUCAGCCAAAAUGUAGCCUCUCUGAGAGACUGUCUUACACAGUCAAACAAUGGAGUGUGGUUUUCAGUGAUGGCUAUGAGAGAAGGUUAGUUUGGUACCGUUUGUUUGUCUAGGACAUCUAGGUUAUCAUCUUCCCACAACAGAUGUCACAAGUUGUCAGGAUGUCUGUUUUACAUCUCGUCCACCAGCUUCUGUCAUCCCUUCCUGGUUUAACAUUUGCCCUGGGUCUUUACCUCUGUAUUGACUCAGAAGAAGAAUAUCACCUACUAAACUGCCAGUACUACUUCUUACAGCACCUUUUCUUUGUUUUCCCUGGAGGUAUCCCAGUCAAGGGCUGACCAAGCCUAACUGCUUAGCUUCUGUAGUCAGAUGAGAUCACAUAUUGAAUGGAGUUAGCUCCAGGCAGGAAGUAGUUUGCAAAGAAAAUACUGCUCAUUCCACACGUGAAAAAACGAAGCCUGCUGCUCUGAAACAAGCUAACUCCCUGGUGUGUUUCCUUGGAAGCAAGUAACCUGUUCUCAUUGUCACCUAAAAAAAUCCGUUUAGCUGUUAAUGCCCCAUCCCUAUAGAGCUAUGGUCAUUAUUUGCAGGAAACAAUAGUAUUACUUCUAAGCCAGUGUCCUUCAAAGCCUUGUCCCACUGGAGAACCUUGCUAUAUACUUCUGGGGUGCAGUGCAGGUGCUGUGCAGAAGGCUUGUUGUGCUGCUUUUCUUAGCUUGUUCUAUAGGUCUCAUGGAGCACUGCAUUCUUUCUUUUGUACUGACAGAAGUCCAGGAGAAACAACUCAUUGUGAGCUCAGUACUCUGCAAAAUUUCUGAUCAGAGUUGAUAGCCAAAAAAAACCUAUCAGCAAGAGAGAAGCUGUCUCAACGAGAUGCUGUGUUUGUAAAAUCAAGGAAUCUCCCCUGUAAAUAGAAAAGGAGAUGGAAGCCUUGGGGCUAGCGUGUGGAGGAUACCCCUGAGGUCUUUUUCUGAGCAGAGAAACCUGUUUUGGUGUGAACAGAAACUUCCCAGCUAGACCGGUGUCUGUUUUUCUCUGACAUCUGUGGCCCUUGGCCAAAGAGGAUUUAGGAUUCUUCCAUUGAAAGAGAAAACAAAUUCAGCAAACUAAAGUAGCUUGGUAUAUCAGACAAUCCCAACAAGACUAUGUGGGGAAAAGAAUGGUAAAGAGUAGGAGAAAUUGGUUAGGCUUCGGGUUAGAUCUGUGCAGUGAUAUUUGCACAUUCCAAAGAUCACAGAGGAAGCAGAGGCUAUCUUCUCUCAAAUACAGUCUGUAGUUAGUGUGUGUUUUCUCUGUUUUGCUUGAGCUGAGGGUCCUCUAAGCUGCUUGCCUGGUAUCAUGGUAUUCAGUGCAUGUCAGUCAGUUAUCAGUGACCACAAAAGCUGAGGAUGCCCAGCCUUGAGGCACAGGAGUGAAUCCAACUCCUCUGGCUGUCCAGCCUGAGUUUGAUCUGUGACUUGUGACAUAUCGUAUGUUGAAGUUUAUUUAGAAACUUAGGUGGCAUUACUGACAAUUGGAGCAUUAAGGGAGGAAAGCCAGGCGGUACUUAGGAUUGCGGCCUGCAGGAUGUGGGUGGUAGAGGCUGUGCUCAGCCCAUUACUUGUCCUGUAGCUGUAUGCCAUGCCAACAAUCCUGCCUCUAUCCUGCCUGCCUCUGAGGACUUUCAAGGAUCUCCCUGGAGACCCUUGAAACAGAAGUGGGAGGGACACUGGAUGCUCAGAGAUCUUCCUGGAGAUGGUGACAGGUAGGACCGUGGAGGGCCUGGGGACGCCAUUUUAGGCAGGUGUGGGAAGGAGGGCACUUGAUGUCACAGUGGGGUUUGUGGGAAGGGCAAGAGGAAUGAAGAAGGUGAAUGAUUUAGGAACAGUAUGUAUAAUGUUUGGAGGAACUGAGGAGAGAACAGGUGCUGAUGAAGAGGCUGGAGAGAAGAUGAGGUGCUUUGAUGUGUAGUCUGACCUGCUAUGAUACAGGCCAUGGCAGAGCUCAUUGAGAUGUGGCUGAGCUUCACCUGUCUUUUCCCUGGUUAGUUAUCCCAGCAGAUAACUGCCCUUGUGGUUCAAAAUCUGCUUUAUUUCUAGGCUCUGUUUUUGUUUCAUCUUCUGUUCCUUGCAUCUGAUUAUGCUUUCACUUUCCCUGUUAAAUCAUCCUGUCAGAUACUUCUACUUGCUCAGGUAUUUAUGUGCACCAUGAACAAGUUGUAUCUUUAAUUUUCUUAAAUAAACUCAAUAGAGUGAGACUUGU
Messenger RNA from Meleagris gallopavo (turkey), 3224 nucleotides. The record is from RefSeq and is a predicted model, not a curated record. Lineage: Eukaryota; Metazoa; Chordata; Aves; Galliformes; Phasianidae.